Messenger RNA from Nicotiana tabacum (common tobacco), 570 nucleotides. RefSeq lists its product as uncharacterized. NCBI's taxonomy places the organism in Eukaryota, Viridiplantae, Streptophyta, Magnoliopsida, Solanales, Solanaceae. The record is from RefSeq and is a predicted model, not a curated record.
AUGCCAGCUCUACCGUUCCCCCAGAAACAAAGAAGAGAAAAGUUAGACAAACAAUUUGAGCACUUUCUAGAAGUGUUCAAUCAGGUGCAUGUGAAUAUACCUUUCACAGAAUUGCUUUCACAGAUGCCAGCUUAUGCUAAAUUCAUGAAGGAGAUAUUGUCCAAGAAGCGGAAAGUGGAAGAGACAUCGGUUGUCAAGCUGACAGAGCAUUGUACUUCUAUUAAUCUUAUUCCUUUGUCUAUUUACAGGAAAUUAGAGGGUGAUAUUGGAGAAAUUAGGUCGAUACCUGUUUCUUUGCAGCUGGCGGAUCAGACCACAAUCAUACCUAACAGAAUCAUUGAAGAUGUGCUGGUUCGGGUAGAUAAAUUUGUGUUCAAUGUGGAAUUCAUUGUGGUGAACAUAGAGGAAAAUAGGAAGGUCCUUAUGAUUUUAGAAAGACCAUUCUUGGCUACGGGCAGAGCAAUUAUAGAUAUUCAAGAAAGGCAGCUCAUGCUCAGAGUGGGGGAUGAAAGGUUGAUCUUCAAAAUGGAAGGAGAAGGGGGGUCUGAAAGAGCAAAUCGGAAAGAGUGA